AUGGGAGUGAAUCUUUCAAAGGCGAACGAGUGCAAAACAACCCAGUUCCUGCAACAUAUGAAGACUUAUCGCAAGUGCAAAGACUUAAAUGUGCAUCAUGAUAAUUCUGCAAUUCAAGAGGUGGAGGACGAGGACGACGAGUGCGCGCCGCCACCGCGCCACCGCCCCGACCGCCUCGACGCCAUCAGCCGCGCCACCAAGUUCUCCCGCGAGGAGAUCCGCUGCGUGUACCGGGCCUUCAAGCAGGAGUGCCCCUCGGGCGCCAUCACGGAGGCCACCUUCAAGAACAUCUACCAGAAGUUCUUCCCGCUCGGAGAUUCAAGUCAGUAUGCUCAUUACGUUUUCUCUGCCUUGGAUAAAGAGCAGAAUGGAACGAUUACCUUUGGCAACUUUAUGCUUGGAUUGUCAAUGGUUGUCAAAGGUUCAGUACAAGAACGCCUACGAUGGGCUUUCACACUUUAUGAUGUAAAUCACGAUGGCUGUAUAACGAGGCAAGAAAUGCUUGAUGUUAUAUCUGCAAUUUACAAUUUAAUGGGCACAUCUCAUGAUAGUCAACAGUCACCUCAAUUGCAUGUAGAGAAAAUUUUUAAGAAAUUAGACUUAAAUCAUGAUGGGGUAAUAACGGUGGACGAAUUUAUCAACUAUUGUACAACCGAUGAAAAUAUUCGUAAAUCUCUUACUGUGUUUGAUGAAGUAUGGUAAGUCAUGGGCUCAAUUAAUAUAAUUGUAAUAUAUUUGUAAUGUUAGUGGCCAUCCAGUCUUCUUCCAUUGCUAUGUUAAACAAGUCCCUCCACAGUGUCAUGGCUUCCAAUAUAAUCUGUAUGUACAUGUACAUUGAACAUUGAAUCAUAAAAUUAAGAUGUUUUUAAUAUAUAUAGUACCUAUAUUCCAUAAAUCACAAUGAAUUUCUCAAUGCAAAACAGUACAUAUAACUGUGAAAAUAGGAGAGGAAACUUCACAGCAUUUGAAUGACUUGCACACUAAUAAAAGGACCAAAUUGCUUAUUUUAAAAUGUUCGGUAUCUUGUUAAAUUUUGUAUGAAUUCCUGUCAAGGAUAUAUCAUUAUUCAAUUAGUUUUUAUAUAAGUAUACAGUUAAGGAUCCUGUUUGUAACAGAAUCCAUGAGACUUAUUGUAAUCAACUCUAGGAAGGAAGAAAUCAGAAAUGUAUUGUUACUUGCAGUUUACACAUUCGGAAAUCAUAUAUUUGUAUGUAUGAUAAUUGAAAAUUGGAAGUAAUUUAAUCAUAAGUCUCCCCCACAUAUAUUGUAAUAAAAUUAGUUACACCAGCAGUUUGGGGAGUGAAUGUACUGACAAGAGAGAAAAAUUUGUACUUCUUUGGUAUAUGUAGUACACAUCCCUUUUGUGAAGCAUGUUUGAAUGUUACAUUCAACACAAAAUGCCAUAAUUGUAAAUAGUUGUUAGAUAUAAUAUACAUAUAUCAGAAUUUAUGCUUGUAUGAAUUAUGUAUUUUUUGUGAAAUAAAGAAACAUAAACAUUUGUUUGUAAUUAAAAAUAUUUUUAAGCAUCCUUCUUUCAACAUUAAAUAAUCAUUAUUACUUUCUUUUGUAUGUAGUAAUCACAAAGUAUUCCAGAGUGUGUUCCAGAAAAAGUGCCAUUUUUUUUCAAUUGUUCAGAUUUACCAAAGAAAUAUUUGACAUGGGCAUUGUUUUGUGAGAAAAAAAUAAUGCGUUACUGUAGUUUAUUACACAGUAAAAAUGAUAAAAAUUAUUGUUGUCACUAAGAAUCCAAUUUCCAAGAAAAUGAAUUUUUUCCACCUGAAUACAGAAAGAUUGUUCACUUGGUACAUGUAUUAAUAACUCAACUUCCAAUUAUUUAAACAUGAUUGUACAAUACAUAUCUUGAUAUUUUUGUUGUUUUCUUAAUAAGCCUCAUGGGUCUGCAAAUUGCCAAUUAUUCUGCAUAUGUUGUUUGAAACUGUAUAUCGUUUCGCAUUUUUAUUUACUCUAUUUAUUUUAAUAAAUUUAAUUUUUAAUUUUGUAAUA
This is a messenger RNA of Gryllus bimaculatus (two-spotted cricket), 2004 nucleotides long. The record is from the annotation of a GenBank genome assembly. Lineage: Eukaryota; Metazoa; Arthropoda; Insecta; Orthoptera; Gryllidae.